Molecule: messenger RNA, 1845 nt
Organism: Eimeria maxima
Lineage: Eukaryota; Apicomplexa; Conoidasida; Eucoccidiorida; Eimeriidae
Exons: 1
Coding region: 1-1845 (614 amino acids)
Source: RefSeq, a predicted model, not a curated record
AUGCCCAAUCUGCUGCAGUGUUGCUGUCAGCAGCUGCAGCAGCAGGAAAAUCGCCAUUUAGGCUCUAGCUGCUUGCACACCAAUACCCAAGUGCAGCAGCAACAGCAACAGCAGCAGCAGCAGCAGCAGCAGCAGCAGCAGCAAAUAGACAGGAAAAAGCUGCAGCGUGUUAGUGACAGGUUGCAGGUCUUGCGGCUCUUGCUGCUGCAGCAGGUCCUCCUUAAGGCGAGAGAAAACGAGGGAAGCAAGAAGCAGCAGCAGCAACAACAACAACAGCAGCAGCAGCAGAAGCAACAGGAACAACAAGAGCCGCAGCAGCAGCAGAAGCAGCAGCAGCAGAAACAAGUUGAUAAGAAAGACACCCAAUUGCCUGCAGCAGACGCAGACGGCCUGCGCAGCAAGAGAACACGAGACCCAAGUGCUGCUGCUGCUGCUGCUGCAGAAGAUGCUGCUGCUGCUGCAGCAGCUGCUGCGCCUCCAGUAUUUAGUAUAGAAAAUCCCCUUGUUGCUGCGCUGCUGCAGCUGCAGCCGCAGCAGCUGCAUCCAAGACACCGCAACCUCUGCCGUUAUAUUCACGCGCUGUACCCUCAGCAGCAGCAGCAGCAGCAGCAGCAGAAGCAGCAGCAGCAAGGGGAGAAGGAGCAGCACAAGAGGGAAGCCGUGCUGGAGACAACUGGCUCAGAUGUGGCAGAUGAUGUGCAGCUGAGCAGCAGCAGCAGCAGCAACAGCAACAACAGCAGCAGCAGCAGCAGCAGCCGUGGCCGCAGGGGAGAUGCGUGUGAGGAUAACGAGUUACAGCAGCAGCAGCUGCAGCAGCAGCAGCAGCAACUUUCUCCUGAGGAGCAGCAACUGCAGCAGCUGUCACCAGAGGAGCAGCAGCUGCUGCAUGCAACAGCAGCAAAGGUUUUAGCAGAGGAGCCUGGUUUGCUGCAGCAGAUGCAGCAGCAGCUGCAGCAAAGCUGGCUAGACACCUUGCUGCGGCAGCACCUGCUGCUGCUGCCCCUUAAGGGGCCCCGUGCAGCAGCAGCAGCACAGGCAGAAGAACUAAUAGAGAGAAGCAGGAAACUACUGCAGCAGCAGCAACAACAACGGCAGCAGCAGCAACAGCAAACUGAUAGCAGCAGCAGCAGCAGCGCUCUGCUGCAGCUGCCUGCUUUUGCUGCUGUUGAAGCAGCACCGCCCUUGCCUACUGCAGCAGAAGUCGCAGCAGCAGCAGCAGAGGCCUCACAGCAGCAACAGCAGCAGCAGCAGCAGCAGCAGCAGUUCCUAUCGGUAGAGGAGGUGUUACAGCUUCUGCCUAUGGAGCCUCAAGAACAGCAGCAGCAGCAGCAGCAGCAGCAGCAUUUGCUGCUGCUGAGGAAGGCCCGCCGUAUGCUAAGAGAAGAAGCUCCUGCUGCUGCUGCUGCUUUGUCUCCUCAGCUGCUGCUGCAGCUGCUAGACAAGGCAUGCGCUGCAGCAGCUGCUGCUCGCCUACAGGCACUGCAACACAGCAGCAGCAGCAGCAGCAGCAGCAACAGCAGCCCUACCGGCGUCGUAGGUUUGCUGCUGCAACGCCUCCGACAAACUCGGCAGCUGCAGCUGCUGCAGCAGGAGAAGCUGCAGCAGCAGCAACUGCAGCAGCAGCAGCAACUGCAGCAGCAGCUGCUGCAGCAGCAGCAGGCAGCAAAUGCCUCUGCUGCCUCCCCUCCGACCUCAGAUACUUCUAGCAGUCUCCUUCGUGCUGCUGUGCCCCCUAGCAGCAGCAGCAGCAGCAGCAGCAGCAGUAUAGACGAGAAGGUCGCUGAGCUGCAGCAGCUUUUUCUUUCUAUGGAUACUGCGCUGCAGCAGCAGCGCGGGCAUACUUAG